Molecule: messenger RNA, 633 nt
Organism: Penicillium manginii
Lineage: Eukaryota; Fungi; Ascomycota; Eurotiomycetes; Eurotiales; Aspergillaceae
Product: zinc-finger domain-containing protein
Exons: 3
Coding region: 1-633 (210 amino acids)
Biological process (GO): mitochondrial electron transport, NADH to ubiquinone
Source: RefSeq, a predicted model, not a curated record
AUGAUGUCCUGCAGUCGCCGCCUCACGGCCCUGGCCUCGAUCCGCCCGCGCUUCGCCGUCCGCACCUACUCCUCAACCGUCCCUCGUCUGUCCGAGAACCGCAUGGCCGCCAACGACCCCAACCCCCCGGUCGUCAAGCCCAGUGCUUCUUCCAGCAAUGUCCCCACCGAUACCAUGAGCGCCUGGGAUGGUUCCCUGUCCGAGGACCCCGCCGUUGCCGAGCGCAUUCGCACCAUGCAGGCCCCGAACCGUUCCAGCACCUGGGCCGCCAGCCAGCAACCGCGCGAGGAGGCCAUGGUCGGACCUCGUUUCGAGCAGACUAUCAUGCAGACUCAGCCCCAACCUAUGGCCGCGAUUGAGCUCAUUCACAAGCAACCCGUUCGCUGGACAAAGAAGCGCGUCGUCAGCUGUGACGGCGGUGGUGGUCCCCUCGGCCACCCCAAGAUCUUCAUCAACACCGACAAGGCCGAGAUUGCGACCUGCGGCUACUGCGGUGUUCCCUUUGCCCACGAGCAGCACCGUGCUUACCUCAAGUCUCUCCCCGCCACCAGCUUCCCCCUCGAGCCCACCAACGACCCCGCCGAGGUUAACGAGAGCCAGCGCGUUACGGACGGAAGCCUGGAGCAGCGAUAA